GCUGAGGCCGGGGCCAUGUCGACGCUGGCCCCCCUGCGCCUGCUGCGCGAGCCCUGGAACGCCAGUGAAGGCAACCAGAGCAACGCCACAGCUGGGGCCGGCGGCGCCUGGUGCCAGGGGCUGGACAUCCCCAAUGAACUCUUCCUGACACUGGGGCUGGUGAGCCUGGUGGAGAACCUGCUGGUGGUGGCCGCCAUCCUCAAGAACAGGAAUCUGCACUCUCCCAUGUACUACUUCAUCUGCUGCCUGGCCGUCUCCGACAUGCUGGUGAGCGUCAGCAACCUGGCCGAGACGCUCUUCAUGCUGCUGAUGGAGCACGGCGUGCUGGUGAUCCGCGCCAGCAUCGUCCGCCACAUGGACAACGUCAUCGACAUGCUCAUCUGCAGCUCCGUCGUGUCCUCCCUCUCCUUCCUGGGGGUCAUCGCCGUGGACCGCUACAUCACCAUCUUCUAUGCACUGCGCUACCACAGCAUCAUGACGCUGCAGCGCGCCGUGGUCACCAUGGCCAGCGUCUGGCUGGCCAGCACCGUCUCCAGCACCGUCUUCAUCACCUACUACCGCAACAACGCCAUCCUGCUCUGCCUCAUCGGCUUCUUCCUCUUCAUGCUGGUCCUCAUGCUGGUGCUCUACAUUCACAUGUUCGCGCUGGCUCGCCAUCACGUGCGCAACAUCUCCAGCCAGCAGAAGCAGCCCACCAUCUACCGCACCAGCAGUCUGAAGGGAGCCGUCACGCUCACCAUCCUGCUGGGAGUCUUCUUCAUCUGCUGGGGGCCCUUCUUCUUCCACCUCAUCCUCAUCGUCACCUGCCCCACCAACCCCUUCUGCACCUGCUUCUUCAGCUAUUUCAACCUCUUCCUCAUCCUCAUCAUCUGCAAUUCAGUGGUUGAUCCCCUGAUCUACGCCUUCCGGAGCCAGGAGCUCCGGCGGACGCUGAGGGAGGUGGUGCUGUGCUCCUGGUACAGAUCGCUGCCCGACAGCAGCAAUGCAAGCACCGGUUCCGGCACCAGCGCCAUGGGGGAAUCCGGCGGCCCCCGAGGGGCAACACCGGGGGGUGGGGGCUGCGGAGCGCGACCACCUGGGGACAAAGGCGGCUCCUUUGGCGAAUGCCAUCGCCUUUGUUCUACGGCAGCGCACGCUGCGGUCCGCGGGACUCCGGGACACCGCGCCCUCCCCCGCAGCGCGGUGCCGCCGGGUCGGCUCGGGCCGCUGCCGGGGCCGCGCAGUGCAGCGGGGUCGAACCCGGCAGGAGCGAAUCGGACCGGGCCGGGUCGGGUCGGGACGGGCGGGGCUGGGCGGGGCGGCGGCGGCGCCGGUGCCGCAGGGGCAGUUGCAGCGCUGCGGCGGAGGCCGAUGAUUGGCGGCGGAGCGACGGUGACGUCAGCGCCCGGCCCGGUGCGGCGCGGGGCGGCUAUAAAGGCGGCGGCGGCGGCGGAACCGCCCCCCGCGCUCCCGGUGCCGCUCCGCUCUCGGUGCCGCUCCGCUCCAGACCCGCUCCGGUCCGGCCGCACCAUGAGGGAGAUCGUCCACAUCCAAGCGGGGCAAUGCGGCAACCAGAUCGGCGCCAAGUUCUGGGAGGUGAUCAGCGAUGAGCAUGGCAUAGACCCCAGCGGCAACUACGUGGGCGACUCGGACCUGCAGCUGGAGCGAAUCAGCGUCUAUUACAAUGAGGCCUCCUCUCACAAGUACGUGCCUCGCGCCAUCCUGGUGGAUCUGGAGCCGGGCACGAUGGACAGCGUGCGCUCGGGUGCCUUCGGGCACCUCUUCCGCCCCGACAACUUCAUUUUCGGUCAGAGCGGGGCCGGCAACAACUGGGCCAAGGGGCAUUACACGGAGGGGGCCGAGCUGGUGGACUCGGUGCUGGACGUGGUGCGGAAGGAGUGUGAGAACUGCGACUGCCUGCAGGGCUUCCAGCUGACCCACUCCCUGGGUGGGGGCACGGGCUCAGGCAUGGGCACGCUGCUGAUCAGCAAGGUGCGUGAGGAGUACCCCGACCGCAUCAUGAACACUUUCAGCGUGGUGCCGUCCCCCAAGGUGUCGGAUACGGUGGUGGAACCCUACAACGCCACGCUCUCCAUCCAUCAACUGGUGGAGAACACAGAUGAGACCUACUGCAUCGACAACGAGGCGCUGUACGACAUCUGCUUCCGCACGCUCAAGUUGGCCACCCCAACCUAUGGAGACCUCAACCACCUCGUCUCGGCCACCAUGAGCGGCGUCACCACCUCGCUGCGCUUCCCCGGGCAGCUCAAUGCUGACCUGCGCAAGCUGGCCGUCAACAUGGUGCCCUUCCCACGCCUUCACUUCUUCAUGCCUGGCUUCGCCCCGCUGACAGCACGUGGCAGCCAGCAGUACCGUGCCCUCACCGUCCCCGAGCUCACCCAGCAGAUGUUUGAUGCCAAGAACAUGAUGGCCGCCUGCGACCCGCGCCACGGCCGCUACCUCACCGUGGCCACCGUCUUCCGCGGCCGCAUGUCCAUGAAGGAGGUGGACGAGCAGAUGCUGGCCAUCCAGAGCAAGAACAGCUCCUACUUCGUGGAGUGGAUCCCCAACAACGUCAAAGUUGCAGUGUGUGACAUCCCACCCCGCGGCCUCAAGAUGUCCUCCACCUUCAUCGGCAACAGCACGGCCAUCCAGGAGCUCUUCAAGCGCAUCUCGGAGCAGUUCACCGCCAUGUUCCGCCGCAAGGCCUUCCUGCAUUGGUACACAGGGGAGGGAAUGGACGAGAUGGAGUUCACCGAGGCGGAGAGCAACAUGAAUGACCUGGUGUCAGAGUACCAGCAGUACCAGGAUGCCACGGCCGAGGAGGAGGGCGAGAUGUACGAGGAUGAUGAGGAGGAGUCGGAGGCACAGGGUGCCAAGUGACGGCCCCGCACUCGCUGCUUCGGGGGGGCCCUGGCCUCGCCCCUUGGUGUCUGCUCCCCUCAGCCCCAUGUUAGCUCAACCCCUCCUGUGCCCCUUCCCUAUGGCCUCCCCUUUUCCCCUUUUUUUGUUUUUUACUGUUUGUGUCUCAUAUUUUUUUUGAAUACUCAAUAAAUUUAUGGCUGUCCGGUUA
Tympanuchus pallidicinctus (lesser prairie-chicken) is the source of this 3052-nucleotide messenger RNA. RefSeq names its product tubulin beta 3 class III (gene TUBB3). The transcript has 6 exons. Lineage: Eukaryota; Metazoa; Chordata; Aves; Galliformes; Phasianidae. Gene Ontology annotation, cellular component: microtubule; membrane; cytoplasm. Gene Ontology annotation, molecular function: G protein-coupled receptor activity; GTPase activity; GTP binding. Bases 16 to 2862 code for a protein of 948 amino acids. The record is from RefSeq and is a predicted model, not a curated record. Gene Ontology annotation, biological process: axon guidance; mitotic cell cycle; microtubule cytoskeleton organization.